Molecule: messenger RNA, 683 nt
Organism: Epinephelus lanceolatus (giant grouper)
Lineage: Eukaryota; Metazoa; Chordata; Actinopteri; Perciformes; Serranidae
Product: uracil-DNA glycosylase-like
Biological process (GO): base-excision repair, AP site formation via deaminated base removal; base-excision repair
Cellular component (GO): mitochondrion; nucleus
Molecular function (GO): uracil DNA N-glycosylase activity
Source: RefSeq, a predicted model, not a curated record
CCAGGGUUUGGGAAAAGCUGGAGAAAGGAACUGUCGGCUGAGUUUGGAAAGCCCUACUUUAAAAGGCUGAUGAACUUUGUCUCUGAAGAGAGAAAACGCCACACUGUGUACCCUCCUGCUGAACAGGUCUUCAGCUGGACUCAGAUGUGUGACAUCCGAGAUGUCAAAGUGGUGAUUCUUGGCCAGGAUCCAUAUCAUGGUCCUAACCAAGCACAUGGAUUGUGCUUUAGUGUCAAAAGACCAGUGAGUCCUCCACCCAGUCUGAAGAACAUAUACAAAGAGCUGGUGUCGGACAUUAAAGGCUUUGAGCAUCCUGGACAUGGAGAUCUGACUGGCUGGUCCCAACAAGGUGUGCUGUUGCUCAACACUGUGUUGACCGUCCAAGCGCACCAGGCCAACUCCCACAAAGACCAAGGCUGGGAGACCUUCACUGACGCUGUGGUGCAAUGGCUCAGCAACAACCUGGAAGGCCUUGUCUUCAUGCUGUGGGGAUCAUAUGCUCAGAAGAAAGGAGCUGCUAUUAACAGGAAACGCCACCACGUCCUGAAGACUGUGCAUCCCUCUCCCUCGUCUGCUCACAAAGGAUUUUUUGGGUGCAGGCAUUUCUCAAAGGCUAACAAGCUGCUAAAGAAGUCUGGAAAGGCUCCAAUAAACUGGAGGGCACUUUAAGUUCAUGUUUUCCA